Messenger RNA from Gordionus sp. m RMFG-2023, 1742 nucleotides. RefSeq names its product tRNA pseudouridine synthase Pus10-like. The record is from RefSeq and is a predicted model, not a curated record. Gene Ontology annotation, biological process: tRNA pseudouridine synthesis. NCBI's taxonomy places the organism in Eukaryota, Metazoa, Nematomorpha, Gordioida, Chordodea, Parachordodidae. Gene Ontology annotation, molecular function: pseudouridine synthase activity; RNA binding. Bases 6 to 1700 code for a protein of 564 amino acids. The transcript has 6 exons.
UCGUUAUGGAAAGAUUUUUUUGUGGUAGUUGUAAAUUGAAGUGGGAGAAAGAAUAUGAUGAAAUAAAAUAUUUAAAUCGAAAAAGCGAUGAUAAUAUAAUUACAUUUUGUAUAUCUUGUUUAAAUGUGUUAUCAAGUGCUUCAAUCGAGAUAAUUGUUGAAAAAAUCAUAACAAAUCUUAAAAAUGAAAAUUAUGAAAUAGACGAUUAUGCAUUGAAUCUUUCAUUACCUUUGAUACUUUUGAAACUUGAGGAGAUCAUCAGACAUGAGUACAAUAUCGAUUCUCAAGUAUUGUCCACCCCAAAGAAAGAUUCUCACCGUCCAGUGAAAAAUAUUUACGAAACUUUUUUAUUCACGGUUAAAGACAUAUGGAAAAUACUAGUGAUCGACAAAUUAUCCGCCCAUCUAAAUGUGCCCUUCAAGACGAAUAGCGAUUUUUCCAUCAAUGUUUCCUACGUAACGGAAUCGUGUAAUAUGACCCCCUUGCUUAAAGAGGUCACCCACGCCAUCAAAGAUGUACCACCUUACAACGCUAAUCGAGGGUUAGAUUUGGCUAAACUUAAAACGUCAGUCUUUUUCAAACGAAACCCUAUUUUUUUAGCCGGAAGGUAUAACAAAUACAGUCGACGGUUGAGUCAGACCCCAUGGCUUAUAAACAACAAUCCGGUGCAAACCAACGGUUUAGAACCAAUUUCACUCGAGGAGAUCAUAAAGAAUGCUGUUACAACACUGAUUCUUCCACAUUGCCCUUGUGCCUCUCAGGCAAUAACCUUUUCGGCUUCAGGUAGAGAAGACGUUGACGUUCGUUGCCUGGGAGAAGGCAGGCCUUUUUGCCUUGAAAUAAACGAUUGUAGAUCUUCCCCGCAUAAAAUCUUUACUGGCCCGAGUGACAUUACUGACAAUAUUUUGAGACAGGUGGAGACCGACGUAAAUGCCUUUAGAGUAAUCAAAAUUCAACCCUCUACUCCUUCAUCGUAUUCCUCUUUGAAUCAUAGAUUCAAGCUAAGCGAAGGACCUAAUCUUACGACAGCUGACCUUAUGAUCGACACCUCCCGAUUGAUAUCCAUCAAGGACAUGCAAAUGGUUAGUAAAGAAGACGUGAAGCUAUUUUUAAAGCAAGGCGAAACCACGAAAUCUAAAUCCUACAAGGCGCUAUGCUUCACUUCCACUCCCCUCUUUAGUCCAUUCCGCGAUUCUGAUAAUUUGCAAGAAAAUUGCAAUGAAUACAAUAAAUUAUUUACGGAAUAUUUUUCGAAAUUCGCAUUUCAGUGUACCCCGAAACGAGAUCCGAAUAGCCAAGGUUUACAAGAUGAUCAUAUUAACGGUGUUUGCACAAAUGAAGAUACGAAAGUAGAUGACCAAGCGAAUAAAAAUGGAGCGAGUUUUGAUUUGAAUAUAAAAGUCUCUGAUAAAAAUCCGCUACUAAUUGUUUAUCAGAAAACCCCAUUGCGCGUUUUACAUAGGAGAUCAUUGCUUAACAGGCCAAAAUCUUUGUAUCAACUCGAUGCUCAGUUCAUCCAUCCUCAAUAUUUUAUAUUGGACCUAAUAUGCCAAGCAGGAUUUUAUGUCAAAGAGUUUAUUCAUGGGGAUUUUGGUAGAACCAAACCAAGCCUAACCUCAAUAUUUGGUCAGCAAAUACAUAUUUUGGAAUUAGAUGUUACCCAGAUUCAUUUGAAUUGGCCACCUUCUCUAUCAUCUUGAUCAUAUAGGCUAUUAAUAAAUCAAUUUGUUAAUUUACAUUAA